Lingula anatina is the source of this 1953-nucleotide messenger RNA. RefSeq lists its product as uncharacterized. Gene Ontology annotation, molecular function: protein binding. Lineage: Eukaryota; Metazoa; Brachiopoda; Lingulata; Lingulida; Lingulidae. Gene Ontology annotation, biological process: signal transduction. The record is from RefSeq and is a predicted model, not a curated record.
AGGACGGGUUUGGGGAUUUACUGCUGUAUAAAUUGUAUAAAUUGCCGGUGGGGAUAUACAGUGUACAAUACGCCAUUGCCGUCAACAAGACUCAGUUCACGAUGAGCACCCCAGACUUACCCACCCUACGCAAAAACCUGCUGCGAUAUGUUCGCAACCAUGACACAGAAAAGGUGAAGAAUUUCGUGAGUCAGUAUCAGCCGCAUAUAGCUGCGAUUGCGGGCCGUCCUGGCACAGAUGACAAGGAUGAGUGGUGCCCUCUAGGCUUGGCAGCUAGCCAAGGAUAUCUGGAUAUUAUCAAAGUUUUCAUCCAAGCAGGCGUCUCUCCAGACGCGCGGAACCUGUUCGCCACGCUCUACACUGAACCUCCCAAACCACCGGAGAAGCGACCCGACGGUCUGUUCGCCCAAGACUCCGCCAUCUUCUUCGUCGACACGGACGGACCCAGCGCCCUCUAUUCAGCGACGGAGCGCAACCAGCGAGUAGCGGCGGAGAUGCUCAUAGCAGCCGGCGCCGAUGUGAAUACUCAGCGAGAGUCUGGCUCCACGUGCCUCCACAUUGCCUGCUUCAAGGGGUACAAGGGUAUGGUGGAAGCGUUGGUCAGUGGGGGAGCCAAUGUGAAUCUUCAGACGAAGGAUGGUGUGCCGCCGUUGUUUGUGGCGGCACAGGAAGGCCAUAAGGAUAUCGUGAAAGCCUUAAUGGCGAAGGGAGCACAGGUAAACCUUCCCAAAAACAGCGGCGCCACCAGUCUCUUCGUGGCCGUGGAGCGGGGCCACAAACCCGUGGUGGAGACCCUAAUGGAAGCCGGUGCCUACGUGAACAUGCAACAGAAACGCGACUGCAGCAGCUGUCUCUACAUGGCCGCCCAGAAGGGACACUCUUCCAUAGCAAAGAUGCUUUUAUCACGAGGUGCCGGGGUCAACGUUCAGAAGGAUCUUGGCUGGAUCCCGCUCCACAUCGCGGCUUAUUUUGGUCACCUGGAUACAGUAAACGCCCUACUGUCCCUGGGUGGGGACGUCGACAAGGCGGCCUAUAAUGGGAAGACACCGCUCCACCUAGCGGCGGAGAGCGGGCACAAAUAUGUGGUGAAGUCCCUGAUGGAGUCUAGAGCAAACAUGAACGCGCAGGAUAAGGAAGGGAAGACACCGGUCCACAUAGCGGCACAAACCGGCCACGUGCAUAUCGUGGAGAUGUUGGUCGAGGCUGGAGCGGAAGUCAGCAUCAAAUCGAAAGAUGGCACCACCUGUCGGGAGAUCGCCGAGAACAAUCCGGCCAUCAUGGAAGCCAUCACCAAGGCCACCAAGACGCGCAAGUCCGUCUCCCAGUACGACGAGUUCACCAGACUUCUUGAAGCAGUCGCUGACAACCUUUGUGUGAACCAACACUGGAAGUUAUUAGCACGUGAUCUGCCUGUCACAAACGCUGAUUUCGUGGAAGGGUUCUUGGCUGAGUUAGAGAAGGCGUAUCCAGAGAGCCAAAAGGAGCAGGCCUUCAGAGCCCUACGCGCCUGGAGAAAGUACAAAGGGAAAGAGGCCACGGUUGAGGCUCUCUUGGACGGCUUGAGGAAAUACAGCUACACUAGCGCCGCUGACGGCUUGGAGCAAGAAGCAAAGAAACUGAAUUUGUUGACUUUACCAGCUGAGACAGCCUCAGUACCUGACGAAUGAUCAAAAUAAUCAAUUUUGUUUAUACAAAUAGUUACAAUUCUGCCAUGUACGGUAUUCAUUUUUAUUUAUUUUAUUUAUUAAUUUAUUUAUUUAUUCCUUUUUUUGUAUUUGUAGUUUCAAACCGUUGCCUGUUUACUGGACAGUUCAAAGAUGUAUUUGAUAUAUAAUCAAAUAUUUUCUAAAGAUUUUUUAAGUGAAUAUGUCAUCAAAGGUUAAAAACCUGUUGUGUCUUUGUGAUUCAGUUUUUGAAUUAUUAUCAACUGUGAUGUUUUCAUAUCAAUAAUAC